Messenger RNA from Australozyma saopauloensis, 2904 nucleotides. It is a transcript of the gene GCR3, whose product is annotated as Gcr3p. Lineage: Eukaryota; Fungi; Ascomycota; Pichiomycetes; Serinales; Metschnikowiaceae. Gene Ontology annotation, molecular function: RNA cap binding; mRNA binding. The transcript has a single exon. The record is from RefSeq and is a predicted model, not a curated record. Gene Ontology annotation, biological process: nuclear-transcribed mRNA catabolic process, nonsense-mediated decay; mRNA export from nucleus. The coding region runs from base 1 to 2904 and encodes 967 amino acids. Gene Ontology annotation, cellular component: nuclear cap binding complex; nucleus.
AUGGACGGUUCAGCCAAAAGAUCUCGGGAUGAGUUCGAGCUGGGGCCUUCAGAAUACGAUGACCCGACCAAAAAACAACACAUCGACCCAAUGGCCGAGUUGACCGCAAACAUUUGCAAGGAUAUUCGUCGUAUUGGUGAAAACUCCAAUAUCACCAACCAAGUGGACGAUAUAUCCUACAUCACCAACCCAAUUGUUGCUGAGUUUGAGAAAGUCGAUUCAUUGCGUGAAGCUAUUCUUCGCACCUUGUACGCGGUGGUUAAGGAGCAACCGCAGAAGAUCCCAAACGUCAGUAUUUUGGUUCUUAUCUGUAACGCGAAGAACUUCUUGGUAUCAAAGUUUGUGGUUGAGUAUUUUCAUGCCCAAGCCCAGCAACUACUAGACACAAUCCGUGCUAAAGACGUUUCUAUGGAUGAGGCAGAGCCAGCCACAGCACCUGAAAAUGAGGAGAACCCUGCUGCUGAAUCUGCCCCAGAAGCGCCUUCUCAGUCUGAAAAUGCAGGCGUGUUUAAUGACCUCAAGUCCAUUUUUAAGUUCUUGGCAACAUUAUCGCCUAUUAUUGAGGAUGGAGCAGUGAGUGCUAUUUUGAAGCAGUUCUUGCAGACUGCUAUCGACAUGCAAGAGACUAGCGAGCAUAGAUCUGGAUUGGCAGAGGAACUCUUCUAUAACGUUCUUGUGGCUACACCAUACCUCUUUGCCAAUGAUUUCUCUACUCAGACUAUUGAGCAGGCAAAUGAAAUCGUCGAGUUGGCUCACAAAUUCACCAUCCGCGAGCUGAACACCACUAUCGCAAUUCUAGAGCCUUUUGACUCGAAGGGUUCUAACUUUGUAGACGAAUUGCCAUACACUCCCCAGAAACUCAUCAACUUAAUCCUUCCGGCUCUUGUUUCUUUGCAAUCUGAAGAUUCGAAGGACUGGAAUGGUUUGAAGGAUUCGUUGUUCUUGAACUUCGCCCCAUAUGUUAACCCCAUUAUUCAAGAAAGUCUCAGGAAUAACUCCAUUUCAACCGAUAUCGUGAAGCACUCACUUCCACAGUUUUCUAUUCCAUCUACUGGAGAGUUACUCGACCACAAGCCCAUCGGACUCAUUGACAAAUUGUGGUAUGAACAUCCUAGGUUGUUGUUUCAGGUAUACAAUUGCGCCACGACUUUUGAAACUGUUCCCUCCAUUCAUUCCUACCUUGGUCUCUUUUUCAAGGACUUGUCUUUUGACAUUUUAACGAACAUGUCUUUCAAUCAAAAGGAAGCUUCCAUCCAAUUGUCCAUUUUGGAUCUUUUCUGCUCAAAAAAUUUGUUCAGCCCGCCAGGGUCUUCUGUUGAUCAACUUGCUCUCAUUGCAAAGGAUAAUGAAGCUGGGGAAAACAUUCCUCCCUUGUCCACGUGGAAAGUUGAGGAUGUUGCCGUUGAAAGUAUCUUGACAAUGAUUUUUCAGCUUCCCAAAUCGUUGCACCAACAGAUAUACUAUUAUACUGUCCUCAUUUCGUGUUGUCGUGAGAGCCCUGAGUCUAUUGCUCCCGUGUUCGGGAGAGCUAUCCGCUUCUUGUACAAAAACUUAGAAACCCUUGACUACGAGCUCAAGAUUCGUUUUAUGGACUGGAUGACCACCCAGAUUUCUAAUUUCGAUUUCAGUUGGAAGUGGGACGAAUGGGUCGCCGAUUCAGCCAAAUACUCAAAGUUGACCUACCACCCCAAAAAGAACUUCAUCAAAAACUUGAUUGCCAAGGAAAUAAGAUUGCUGAACAAGGCAAGAAUCAAGGAUAGUUUCGUGACUAUGGCCAUUGGAGACAAUGGCGAAAGCAAUGUGGUGGCAUUGGAAGAAUUCUAUAAAUAUUUGGACAUCUCUUUGUUUCCUAAUGCCAUCGACUCUAUCAUUAAAUAUGACUAUGAACUAUAUGGCGGUGACAAUGAUGACCUCAAAAACACCAUCGAGACCUCGAUUCGGGGUAGAGUCGAAGGCCUCUCCGGAAAGGCCAUGGUUUCGGCACAAGAAGAGCUUUUGUUCGAAUUCUCCAACCCACAAUUGCCACUCAGCGAAAUUGCCAAUAAACUCUAUGACUUUAUUAUCGCAAAUUGGAGAUCCAAUGAACAAUUCAGUGCAAUGGUCAACGAAACGAUUGAUGCCAUCAAAUCAUCAGUCGUUAAUGCCGAUACCGACAAAGUAUUGGUAAACCUUCUUUUCCAAACAUACGCUUAUAUUGGAUCCCGUUCCAUUUACUCGGUCGUGAGCAUCAUAAACAGAGACAUUGCUAAAUUGAAAUACAUCAGUGGUGUCGAGAUUACUGAUGAGGACUACAAGGCUAGUGGGACGGACUUCAAAUUCCCUGAAUUGAGUUUCACAACCGAACAGUUUGAGAACAGACAACUUUGGAUAGUUGACAGUAUUUUGCGAAUCUGGAUUCAUCAGCCACAAGUUGCGUUCUUGAUCUUGGAGUAUCUCAUUGAGUUCGACAUUUUAGAAUCCAGAUUUUUGAUUCGCAGAGCAUUGGACAUCGACAACAAUCUCAUCAUCAACAAUGUCUCUUGUAUGGAAUCUAUCAAUAGAGUUUUGAGUGCCAGUUCGGAGAGUCUGACCGGCUUUCAACAAGUCAUUGUCGUUCUAUUUGGUUUGAUUGUCAAGAACUUGAAUUCAGUUCUUGGUCGCUUGGGUCUCGAAGAUGCCGUGAAUGACGCGGUCAAAAUUACAACUGAUUUUUCCGAGGAGGAAGCCAACGAUGAGGAACUCAUGCAAAAAAUUGACAAUCAAUGGUUGUUCUACGAGUACCGUGGCUUGUUAAAAACCUAUGUGAGACAAUUUGAUCUGCAGAUGAAACCAUUCAUUGAUGAAAUACGCGGUGAAUUGAAGAACAUCGAGAACGUGCCGCUUCAAAAUGAUGUUCUUGCAUGGAUCGAAGAGCUUUCCCGCUAA